This is a messenger RNA of Aspergillus wentii DTO 134E9, 2589 nucleotides long. RefSeq names its product dipeptidyl aminopeptidase dapB (gene dapB). The transcript has 3 exons. NCBI's taxonomy places the organism in Eukaryota, Fungi, Ascomycota, Eurotiomycetes, Eurotiales, Aspergillaceae. Gene Ontology annotation, biological process: proteolysis. The record is from RefSeq and is a predicted model, not a curated record. The coding region runs from base 1 to 2589 and encodes 862 amino acids. Gene Ontology annotation, molecular function: serine-type peptidase activity; dipeptidyl-peptidase activity.
AUGGCUGAAGGCGAAAGAUACCGGGAUCUUGAAGACGGGGAAAUGGGAUCGGAAGAGCCGUUUCUUCCUGGACGGAAGAAAGCAACUUCGUCUACGAGUCGUACACGGCGGGUGUUUUGGAUACUUGGAUCGCUCUGCGUGGGAGGAUGGGUGUUGGCGCUCGUGCUGUUUCUGGUGCAGCCACGUCCCAGCAACAAAGAUGCAGUUUUGGCGACUGAAGCAAAUCAAGCCGGAUAUGAUGCAGGAGGAGCGAAAUACGGAACGCCCGUUGAACUCGACCAGGUUCUCCAGGGCUUAUGGUCGCCUCGAUCGCAUGCCAUCUCUUGGAUUGCAGGCCCCAACGGUGAAGACGGUCUAUUGGUACAGAGAGGAGAGGGUCAAGAGAAUGGUUACCUGACGGUCGAUGAUAUCCGGAAUCGUAAGGGGGACGUCAAUGCCUUGGAGAGCAGGGUUUUGAUGAAGAAGCCGUUCGUGAAAGUCGAUGGUAACGUCGUUGUUCCCGGUGACACUUGGCCUAGCCCGGACUUGAACAAAGUCUUGAUUAUAUCCGACAAGGAGAAGAACUGGAGGCAUUCAUACACUGGCAAAUACUGGAUCUUCGAUGUUGCUACCCAGACAGCAGAGCCUUUGUAUCCGAGUAAACCCAACGCCCGAGUGCAGCUUGCAAACUGGGCUCCUACCUCGGAUGCAGUUGCCUUUGUCGUGGACAAUAACUUGUAUUUGCGAAAGUUGUCUUCGGAGACGGUUAUCCCGAUCACUAAGGAUGGUGGAGAAAACUUGUUCUACGGUGUUCCCGACUGGGUAUAUGAAGAGGAGGUUUUGGCCGGCAAUAGUGCGACCUGGUGGGCGAACAAUGGUAAAUAUGUUGCCUUCCUCCGCACCAACGAGUCGACUGUUCCCGAAUACCCUGUCCAGUAUUUCUUGUCAAGACCGUCGGGCAAGAAGCCGGUGCCCGGGCUGGAGAACUACCCCGAAGUUCGAGAGAUCAAGUACCCCAAGUCUGGAGCUCCAAACCCAGUUGUCGACAUUCAAUUUUACGAUGUCGAGAAGCAUCAAGUUUUCUCGGUUGACGUGUCCGAUGAUUUCGAAGUUAACGACAGAAUUAUUAUUGAUGUGAUCUGGGCAUCCGAUGAGAAUGUCCUUGUCAGAGCCACCAAUCGUGAAAGCGACAUCCUCAAGAUCUUCCUGAUUGACACAAAGGCUAGAACUGGGAAGCUUGUAAGAAAGCAAGAUGUUGCAAGUCUGGAUGGUGGCUGGGUUGAGCCCUCGCAAACGACGACGUUUAUCCCCGCGGAUCCCAGCAAUGGACGGCCCCACGACGGAUAUCUUGAUACGGUGCCUCAUGAUGGCUAUGAUCAUCUGGCAUAUUUCACUCCCCUUGACAAUGCCGAUCCUAUUAUGCUCACGUCUGGGGAAUGGGAAGUGGUGGAGGCGCCAUCCGCCGUGGACCUGCAAAGAGGUCUGGUUUAUUUCGUGGCCACAAAAGAGGCACCUACUCAGCGUCAUGUGUAUCGAGUGAAGCUCGAUGGAUCUGAUCUUCAGCCUCUGACUGAUACAUCGAAUCCCGGCUACUUCUCCAUAUCGUUUUCCGAUGGGGCUGGGUAUGCCUUGACUAGCUAUCAAGGACCCUCUGUCCCAUGGCAGGCUAUCAUGAACACCCAAGGUGAUAAAGCAGUAUAUGAUCAAAUAAUCGAAGAGAACAAGGACCUGGCUCGUAUGGUGGAGGGAAGCGCACUCCCUACCGAAAUCUACCAGAACGUGACUAUUGAUGGCUACACGCUCCAAGUCGUUGAGCGGCGCCCACCUCACUUCAAUCCCGCCAAGAAAUAUCCUGUUCUUUUCCAUUUGUACGGUGGUCCUGGGUCUCAAACCGUCGACCGCAGGUUUACUGUCGACUUCCAGGCGUACAUUGCAUCGAACCUGGGCUACAUUGUUGUGACUGUCGACGGAAGGGGAACCGGGUUCAUUGGAAGGAAAGCCAGAACCAUUGUUCGGGACAAUCUGGGUUACUAUGAAGCUAUGGACCAGAUAGAGACAGCGAAGAUUUGGGGUAAAAAGCCGUAUGUCGAUGAGACUCGCAUGGCGAUCUGGGGCUGGAGUUAUGGCGGUUUCAUGACUCUGAAGACACUUGAGCUGGAUGCGGGCGAGACCUUCCAGUAUGGAAUGGCUGUCGCUCCAGUUACCGACUGGAGAUUCUAUGACUCCGUUUAUACCGAGCGCUAUAUGCACACUCCCCAAAACAACCCAGCCGGUUUCGACAAUUCCUCCAUCUCCGACAUGUCCGGUUUGCAGAACAACGUGCGCUUCUUCAUUCAGCACGGCGUUGGCGAUGAUAACGUGCACCUGCAAAACACCUUGGUACUGAUCGACAAGCUGGACUUGGCUGGCGUCGAGAAUUACGACUUGCAAUUUUACCCCGACUCCGACCAUAGCAUUUUCUUCCACAAUGGACAUAAGAUUGUCUAUGAUCGUCUUUCAAGCUGGCUCAUCAAUGCCUUCAACGGUGAAUGGCACCGUAUCGCCAACCCCAAGCCUGAUGAAUCCAUUUGGAAGCGCUUCAAGCGCUCUCUUCCAUCUUUUGUUAAAUAG